This is a messenger RNA of Laetiporus sulphureus 93-53, 1579 nucleotides long. RefSeq lists its product as uncharacterized. The coding region runs from base 83 to 1297 and encodes 404 amino acids. The record is from RefSeq and is a predicted model, not a curated record. The transcript is spliced from 2 exons. Lineage: Eukaryota; Fungi; Basidiomycota; Agaricomycetes; Polyporales; Laetiporaceae.
GCGUAUAUGAUGAUUUUUAGCAGCUGACUAGUGAUUUCAGAGGACCGUGUAUCGUUGCCUCACCCCUGCUUCUACUCCGUCCAUGUCAUCUUGCGGUACCAGCUAUGGAGAUACAAGCAGCGACGUCUCGACUCCGAAUAUGCUCUUGACUCCCGUCAGCAGUGUGGACGCUCACGAUGUAUUUGCCACUGGAGCUGGUUCCUACCAAGCCGAAGCUAAGUCUGCUGAACAUCGACUAUAUGCGCCUUCUUUUCACCGCAAUGGCCACUAUGAUGAUCUGCUAGCCAUGAACCUUAUUGCCACUCCUGGUCUCACCCCUGGCAACCUCUGGGAUCAGGAUGUCUUCUGCGCCGAGCAUAAAUUGAUUCCACAAACCGAAACCGAAAUCCAGGGCACUGGCGCGAAUACUCUACCCGCCGAAACAACAUUUGCUUUCGACGGACGAAGCCUCUCGCAAGCCGAGCGCGAGGCGAUAUAUGAUAGUCUCUCUUCUGUUCUGGGUCCAGCAUGCGGCAUUCAAGAAUCUGUGGGCACCUACAAGGCUUUCAUGAUGAAGCAAACCGAGCUGUACUAUGAGCGCCUUCUGUCUGGUGAUAUUUCCCCAUCUAUGUGCCUGGAACCUCUUGAGAACUCCUUGUUGUAUGUGGACCCGUCGCCUUCGCCAGGAGCUACUUCUUGCUUUUCUGGCUACGAAACACAACCGCACGAGCAGAACCUCGUGCCUCUUGUACCCUCGACUCCGCAAGAUCUCACGUACUACAGCUGGCUUCUCUAUGGAGGGCACUCGUAUCCACCAAGUCUACUUUCCGCUUUUUCUCCGGUGUCCAACGCGCGGUCUGACACCACCAUGGAAAUCUCGAGGUCUGACCUUGCGCUGGACAUCACUGAAAUUCUGUCAAGCCCGGUGCUAGAGCCACCGCUGACUUCCGAGCAUGGAAACACGCUCAACCACAAUAGUGCGCCCGACCGGCACUUUGGCCAGGGUGUACUAUACGAGAUGAUUCCCGGCUACGAAGCACUCGGUUUCUCUGUCGCGCCUGUCUAUCGUCCGAUGGUACUCCACCACAUGCAAUCCGGCCGCGAUGAACACGUCAUCCAAUAUGCACACCUUCCGAUGGCAGCUAUGACGGCGCGGGAUCGCGUUGAAGCAUCUUUGACCUUACAAAGUGCUAAGGCCGCACAGGGCUUGGAGAAGACGGUCCAGGACAAGAACAGAAGUAAACCCAAGGGCAAGAACCGCGUAGGAGGGCGCCAGCGGAAACGUUCGAGCGUUGAAUGCAUCGGCGGCAAAAAGUAAAAAUAUCAAUCGUCCUCGGAGAUUCGUAAUGUCAUAGUCACGUCUCCUUAGGUGCACAAGAACUUCCCUGCUAGACUGCCUGUGGCUUCUACCUUGUUUGUCCGUCCCCUUCAAACCAUCCUUAGCGCUGAGCGGCUUUUUUUUGUUGUCCUCCCAAUCCCAUUGUUUGAUGUAUCUUUGACCCUCCGAGCCCGAGUAUUGCACGUCACGACGUCCUUAUGAUCCGAUCCGUUGGUCCCCGUAUGUUAUUACUACGCCUCUUUGUCAUAGGUUUGUCCGAUC